Messenger RNA from Gamsiella multidivaricata, 1812 nucleotides. Its product is annotated as HEC/Ndc80p family-domain-containing protein. NCBI's taxonomy places the organism in Eukaryota, Fungi, Mortierellomycota, Mortierellomycetes, Mortierellales, Mortierellaceae. The coding region runs from base 1 to 1812 and encodes 603 amino acids. The record is from RefSeq and is a predicted model, not a curated record. The transcript has 6 exons. Gene Ontology annotation, cellular component: Ndc80 complex. Gene Ontology annotation, biological process: attachment of mitotic spindle microtubules to kinetochore.
AUGAAUGACAACCGGCGAGAGAGUAGCUUCGGAUUCAGACAGUCUUUCAAUGGAACGGGCAGUGGAGGGUUCCCGACGUUAACAACUAACGUCAACCUCAAGGAACCACGGCCGAUCAAGGACAAGACGUACAUGCGAAAUUUGAUCAACAACCUUGUCAACUUCUUGACCGAAACUGGAUACCCGCAUCCGAUCACGACAAAGAAUCUGUUGCAGCCAACAAACAAGGACUUUCAGGACACAUUCAAGUUUUUGUAUUCCAAAAUGGAGCCCGGUUACGACUUUCAGAAAAAGUUUGAGGACGAGGUACCGGUUCUCCUGAAGUCAAUGAGAUACCCUGCCGCAGACACUAUCUCCAAGACAUCAUUAUACACUGUUGGAACACCCCAUUCAUGGCCGAAUAUGCUGGCAUUGCUCGGAUGGAUGAUGGAAUCCAUUCUCGCACUGGAUAGCUACAAAGAGAUCAUGGAUAUGCCGCAGUACAAUAGCAGGCAUGGCCGAGACCUGGACCCGAAACUGGACAUGACUUUGGUCAGCGCGGACGAUGCACUCUAUUACUACCUCAUAAAGACAUACAGGGUCUGGAUGGUGACAGGCAAUCUGCAGGAUCUAGACCUUGAGGCACAGUUGGCAGCGAGUUUCCAGAUAAGAGGAGAGUUUGCGGAGGAUGAAGCAAAGAGGCAAGCAGAAAUCAAUGAUGCCCUCCGGCAGGAACUCGAAGUUGCACAAGCCGAAGUGUCACCACUGAUUGCUCUGGAGAGGGAACAGCAGGUUCUUUUGAGUGACAUUGAGCGGUUCAAGAAGGCCAUUGACCACGCAGAGCCGAGGAUCGAGGAAAUUCGAAGGGCAAACGAAGACACGAGGAGAACGAUAUCCAGCAGGCAAAUAAAGCUUGGAGAUCUUGCCAACGCAAAAGCCGAACUGCAGGAGAUUGUGAGGACACAAACGACAACGCGGGCUGGCCUGGACAACAAGUUGGAGGAGCGCAACCGACUGAGACGUAGAGAGGACAGUUUGAAUCAGCAGCUGCAGGAUCUCGAGAAUGAACUCCGGACCCUCGACAAGCGACGUCAGGACGGCGAGAUUGAGGCAGAGAGAUUGGCUAAGGAGUACAACGAACUGGCGGUGAAGAUUGGAAUUGUUCCGCGGUCCGCAAAGCAUGCAAACGGACAGGAUUAUGAGCUCAGGCUGGACUUGGACAAUGUGACUUCUGGAAAAUUGUACUCUGUCGACAUCAAGGGCAAGACUGAGCGGACCAUCAGCGCCCUGAGGACGCAACUUGUGAAUUCUACGAACGAAACAAGUAACGAGCUCUUUGUUCUGAAGGAAGAACUGGACCGACUAAAGGAUCAGGUCGAAGAAUCUGUCGAGGAGCUGAACAGUAAGGAAUACCAGCUUAAUUUACAGGCUAAAAAGUAUCAGGACGAUAAGGAGGCGGCAAGGGCGGAGCUUAUGAACCGCCAGGUAUUCGCAGAGAGUCAGCAGGAGCAAAUCCAGGCGAUGAUCCAGGAGACAAUUCAAAACCAGGCCGAGGAUGAGCGGAUCGAACAGGAGAACAUCUUUCUGGAGCGCCAGGCUGGCCAAAAUCGAGAGACCUACACGCGAGGGGUCAAAACGAUGCUGGGACAGCUGACUGCGGUCAAGCAACACGUGGAGCAGCAGGCGGGCUUGGUCCUGAACAUGGCACACAAGGAGCUCGAGGAUACGCAGCAGACACGGAACCACGUCAGCCAGGUGCUUGUAGUUGAGGCUUCAGGGGAGCGCAAUGGUCUCGAGGGAGUGGAGCGCGACCUCCUCUUCUCUUCGGCAUAG